AUGACCUUGUUUGGGGAGCUCAGCUAUUUAUCCUUGGCUAGUAUAACUCUAACUGUAUUUCUUGCCUACGUGAUAGGCUGCAUAGUGUAUCGCCUGUACCUUAGCCCCAUUGCGGCCUUCCCAGGCCCUCCGCUGGCAGCUGUGACUUGGUACUAUGAGUUUUAUUACGAUGCAAUAUGUGGUGGCCGGUAUAUCUUCAAAAUCAAGGAUAUGCAUAAGCGCUACGGGCCCAUUGUUCGCAUCAACCCCGAAGAGCUUCAUAUCGAAACAUCGACCUUUUAUGAUGAGUUGUAUGCACCCGGCGGCAAGAAGAAGAGAAAUUUGAACCCCCAAUUUGAACACCAAUUUGGAGCGCCCAACAGUACCUUUGCUACCGUAGACCAUGAUUUACAUCGCAUGCGUCGUUCCGCUUUGAGUCCAUUCUUCUCAAAAGCAAGUGUACGUCGGCUGCAGCCUGUCAUAUGGGAAAAGGUCGACAAACUUCUUAGACGUUUGGAUGAAUUUAAGAAUACGGGCCAGCCGGUCCGCAUGGAUAUUGCCUAUGCUGCGUUUACCAAUGACGUCAUUAUGGAGUACAGUUUCAACCACUCGCGCGACAGAUUGCAGAAACCUGACUUUGGUGAGCCAGCUCAGGAGGCCGUUCUUGCUAUGAGCAAAGUUGUGCAUUGGAUGAAGCACUAUCAUUGGCUCAUCUAUUUGGCGCAGCUUAUUCCCCCAUGGAUUGUAUCAUGGAUUAGCCCAACGGUUGCAAACGUGCUUGAGGAUGAACAGUCCUUCACCCGCGAGAAUGUGGCCCAGGUGCACCAAAUCAUGAACGAUAAAGAUAGAUUAGGGGUUGGAAAGCAGUCAAAAACCAUUUUCCAUGAUCUGCUAGCGAAUCCGGAUCUUCCAGUUUCAGAAAAGAGUGUCGAACAGCUUGGCCAGGAAGCCAAGAUACUCGUAGCCGGCGGGACUGAGACCACUUCUUGGACUCUAUCGGUUAUCACAUACUACCUACUGAGCCAACCGCAUACUCUAUCCCGCCUUCGUGCCGAAUUGAUCGCUUCCAUCCCUGAUCCUACAGCAAGCGUCGGUAUCGAGGUGCUGGAGCACCUUCCCUACCUUACUGCCGUAAUCCAAGAGGGCCUGCGACUAUCCUAUGGCUCUGUUGGCCGGCUGGCACGUGUAUCUCCCGAUGAAGCAGUGACAUUCCAUGACGAGAAGCGUGCAAAGGACUGGAUAAUCCCCCCGGGGACUCCUAUGAGCAUGAACUCUGUUUUCGUGCAUCAUGACCCCACCAUCUUUCCGGAGCCAAGCAAGUUCAGUCCGGAACGGUGGAUUGAGGCCGAAAAAGAAGGUAAAAGGCUUAAUAGGUACCUUGUGUCCUUCACAAAGGGGUCUAGGUCAUGCGUGGGUAUCAAUCUGGCCUAUGCGGAACUCUAUAUUUGCGUCUCGAGAAUUUUCAGACUAUACAGCUGCACAGAGGACGAAAUGAGUGGGAAAGGGGGAUGGUUGGAGCUCUUUGAGACAUCCAACGAGGAUGUAGAGUUCGCGACUGAUAUGUUCAUUCCUGCAACCAGGCAGGGAAGUAAAGGCGUUAGAAUGCUUGUCAAGGGUAUUUGA
Molecule: messenger RNA, 1602 nt
Organism: Aspergillus niger
Lineage: Eukaryota; Fungi; Ascomycota; Eurotiomycetes; Eurotiales; Aspergillaceae
Exons: 6
Coding region: 1-1602 (533 amino acids)
Molecular function (GO): oxidoreductase activity, acting on paired donors, with incorporation or reduction of molecular oxygen; monooxygenase activity; heme binding
Source: RefSeq, a predicted model, not a curated record